GAGCCACGCCCUUUCUGUUUGACAUGUCCAGUCCCCACCUGUUUUUAGCGUCAUGAUGGUAUGGCCCACAGAGACGACACUUCCCUCGGCGCGGGACGGGCUGUAACUAUGAAGGUAUUUGAAAUUUCGCUAGUGAUGAUUGUUUCUUUCCAGGAGCGAGUUGCUAUAAGGAGUGUCGCUGUCACUCGUCUUUUAUUUACUGGAAAGGACACGAAUUAGCGACGCGCGCGCAUCAGCCGCACCCGGAAGUGGCAGCACUUGUCCGGUUCCAUCAUGUUUCGUUUGGGCUCGCAGUAAUAAGAAGAAGAAGAAGAAGAAGAAGAGGAGGAGGAAUCCCGGUCUAACAUGAUCACAGCACGAGUCGGUGAUCACUUCACGCUCGGUGUUUCCGAUCAGAACAGCUCUGGCUCGUGUGUUCGGCUCCGACUUGCGCUACACUAAUCAGGAGAGAGAGAGAGAGGUAAAGGUAGAGGUAAAGGCGGACAUGCGACAGGGAGUGGAGUACAGUCCGGUCGGUGAGGGGCUCGGGAUGCGGGAAUACUGGCUGUACGCGUGCAUGCGCAAAAUCUCUCUCAUGGCCGCGCACUGUGUCGCUCUGCUCUUCACCGUGCUCAUCGGCGUCCUGUCCCGACCCGGAACAAGUCUCUUCUCUUGGCAUCCGCUCUGCAUGUCACUCGGGUUCUGUCUGUGCAUGACGGAGGGGAUCCUGCUUUUCUCGGGCGAGGGUUCUCCGUGCUGCUUCAUGUCCCGUAAAGGGAAGAUCCGCACACACUGGGUCCUGCAGGUGCUGCUGCUGCUUUUCGCAGCCAUGGGCCUCGGCUUCAUGGUGGCCAGCAAGAGGAAGUCGGAGCACCCCCACCUGGAGACAUGGCACAGCCUGCUGGGCGUCGGGACGCUGGUGGCAACGGUGCUGCAGGCGACCUGCGGCGUUUGCCUGCUGUUCCCCAAGCUCACCCGCAACGUUUCCAUGCCACGGCUGCGGCUCUACCACGCCACCUGCGGCCUCGUGGCCUACUUGCUGGCCACCGUCACCGUCACCGCCGCCUUAUUCAGCGACUGGUUCCAGGCCACCGUCAAUGGGCCGAUUUGGUACGCCUUCCUGCUCUUGCCUCCCUUCCCCGCUCUGGUGGUGAUGAACCAAAUCACAAACACCUUCCUGCCUAAGAAGAAGCUAACAACGUGAACCGUCACGACAAGCAGCCUUUUGCAGCCUUUAAGAGUUCCGAAAUUAUCCGCAGUUCUGAUGCGACGUUGAGUUUUUCCAGUACGGCGGAACUCGUAGCGCUCCAUGCUACGCCUAAUUGCUGUGUAAUUUUAAACGGACUGAGACGUUCCUUAAUAAUUUCGCACCACUUCUGAAAACUAAGGUUAUAUUCCUAAUAAUUCUGUCUCAUUUCCAGUAUCACUAAGCCUUUACGUUGUCUGUAUUAAACACUUAACAACCAGGUGCAAGCUAACUGAACUACACGUGUUAAUAUACAUAUAACAUAUGUUUAUUUGAAGACGCCUUAUGUAAAACCGGCUGUGACGUACAGUAUCUCCUGUGAAAACUUACUUGCACAUUUUUUUAAAGGUGUUACUAUAUAUGUAUAUAUCUACGUUUUGUGGGUUUGCUUUGGUUUAAUUUAAUUUGAGAAGUAUGUUUGUGGACAGGAAAGUGUGUACACAUCUGUACUUUAACAGCUGUGUUAUGCUUCCACUUAUCAGAUAUGAUCAUUUCCUAACCUUCUAUUACUGUGUAGUACGGGAAAGUAUUCUAGCUACAAGCUACACUAAGCGGGAGUUCAGUCUGUCGAGUUUUCUUAACUUUCAUGGCGUCCCUCAUGUGGUGGACAGGAUUGUGUUAUCCUCAACGUGUGUUGCUGCUGCAUUGAAAUUUACCUGGUGUAUUUUCGGACUAUUUCUUUGGGAAUUUACCAGCCCUCCUGAGGUAAACGUUGACCUUACUGACAUUUUUAAUUGUUUCCAGUCACUUUGCCUUUUCAUUGUCCAUGUAAAAGCAUGUGGAUUAUUAUUAUUAUUAUUAUUUAAUGGUUUUGGUAAUAAUAGCUGCCCUUUAAAAUGGUGCCUGGCCCCAGCUAGCAAUAUCUUGAAGCGUCUACAAUGAAAAUGUAUGUUUGUUUCUUUGUUUCUUUGUUUUUUAAGUAAAAGGGGAAGAACUACUAAUUGUUUGUUACUUGUUGACGUGAACAGCCUGACUCCACUAAUCACAAUACAUAAACAGAGGCCUUGCGGUCAUGGUAACGUUUUGUAGCUCGUGUACGAAUCUACUUUAGAGAAUUCCAGUAGACGAAAAUAAUCUACACCUGUCCACCAAUCAGAAGCAAGUAUUUUAUGGGGUCAUGGUAUAGUUAUAAACAUGGUAUACUGUAUAACUGUAUUGUCAGCACAUUCAUUACCUGUGCUUAGAUUUACGCCGGAUCGUGCGUACACACAAACCCUGAAAUAAAUUUUUCAUCAAUCACGUCGGCACCAUUGCUGACUUCGGCGCUCACGGCGAGUGACACAGAUGAAAUGUAAAGUAAAAUCAUAUGAAAGGCACAUUUAAACGCUGGUGAGGCUGAUCUUGCUUCGCCUGAGGGCGAGGAUGUGGAACCUUGCUGGCGAAGCUUUUAAAGGGAAUUUGCUGACCAUAUAUGGCAAUCUGGGGCGUUUCUAUAUGUAAAUUAUGCAAAUAUGACACGGAAAUUACAAAAUGUUAUGUGAAUAUGUAAAUUCCUAUUUUCUAGUGCGUCCUGGCGCUUCUUAUGCACAGAAUGACUACUUGUCCUUUUAUAAACGAGACCCCAGAUUACCCACUAAGGGUUUGUGCGUACUCACGACCAGAAGUGAUUCACAAUAUAUUUAUUUAUACAUCCUAAAUCACAUUAUAUAUGUGUAGAAACGUGUAUGCGUACGGUUUAUGCGUAAAGUUACGCGUACAUGUGGUUGAUAACUGAGACCCCUGAUAACAGUCCUUUGGCUUGUUGAGCUUCGUGUUACACAUUGAAUCACGGGACAAAUUUAAAUUGUAAUUUAUGGAGUAUUUGUGGACUGAGGUUUAACUGUGGUUUUAAACUUAACUGCUUGAAUAAAGGUCAAUUUUGUACUUGC
Messenger RNA from Ictalurus punctatus (channel catfish), 3093 nucleotides. RefSeq names its product probable transmembrane reductase CYB561D1 (gene cyb561d1). The record is from RefSeq and is a predicted model, not a curated record. The coding region runs from base 485 to 1183 and encodes 232 amino acids. NCBI's taxonomy places the organism in Eukaryota, Metazoa, Chordata, Actinopteri, Siluriformes, Ictaluridae. The transcript has 3 exons. Gene Ontology annotation, molecular function: transmembrane monodehydroascorbate reductase activity.